This is a messenger RNA of Leishmania braziliensis MHOM/BR/75/M2904, 1353 nucleotides long. RefSeq lists its product as hypothetical. Lineage: Eukaryota; Euglenozoa; Kinetoplastea; Trypanosomatida; Trypanosomatidae. Bases 1 to 1353 code for a protein of 450 amino acids. The transcript has a single exon. The record is from RefSeq and is a predicted model, not a curated record.
AUGUUGCUGCGUGUCACUGGGCACACGCAGGAGAUGCUGCGGCUGCUGCACCUGGCGGCUGGACACGCGGCAGUCCCUGUGGAAAAGAUGGAGGACGCCUUCGAGAGGCACUUUGGCUUUGUGGAGACGAGGGGAACGAGUACAGGGAGCGAGCGAGUAGCAUCGACGACUGCUGCUGCGUGGCGGACGGCCGUGUGGCGAACACUGCAGCUCCAUUGCUACUUUACCCAGAUCGUUGUCGAAAGCAGGAGCGGAGGCAAUGCGAAGAAUUAUGUGUUAAGUGUCGUGCCGCUUGACUGGGCGGCUGCCCUCCGCCGCGUUGCAGCCGGGAUUCCGUACGAGGGCUGGACGGAGAAGGAGCUUAUUGCACGUCUGCGAAGCAGCUGGCCGAUCUUAGAGAAGUACGCCCCUAUGUGGUCGACAGGGUACAGCGAUGUCAACUCCUUCGCACAGCUGGUGUACAGGCACUUUAGCUCUAUCGUGACAGUGACACGGUCUGCCGUGACGGAUGAGGUACUCUACCAUCGUACUGGACACAACAGUGUUUCGGUGACCUGGCAGGCGUCGCCGGAUGCAUCCGCCAAACCACAAGCCCUGGCUGGUGCUCCGGAGGCCAGCGAGGCGUGCGCUGCUGUUCAGCACGCCUUGCACACACUUGGGCGCGGUCACCAACUGCCAGUGUGGACGGAUGUCGACCAGGUGGCUCCACUCUUGUCAGUUCAAUCGGGUCUGGCUGAUGGACGGCCGUCCACGUGGCAGGAGGCGUUUGCCAAGGAUGCAGAGCUGCGCGGGGCCUUCCACCUCGAGGGUUACGUGCGCGUACGGGCCAUCGAAAACCACCAGCGCUUUAUGGCCAUCGUAGACUGCACCUCCGUCUCAACAGCUGAGGUGAAAGCGUUACUCAGGCAGCAUCCCGUACGGGGCGGUGGUGUCAGCGUGAAACUCUUGCUGCGUGAUGACAUGGCACCAGAGUCGCAUGAGGCGUACGUACGGACCUGCACCGAUGCUGCGGGGCCCUCCACCCUCGUCGAAGGCGUGCUGGUGGAUGCGCUGUUGGAGCCGAAGCAUCUUCUUGCUGCACUCCUCGAGACGGCGGCAACGGAUAUGGAGCGCAACGUAGGGGGUGCGGCGGUGGCGCAACCGGUGGAGAGCACCACAGUGGCGGCGAAUACCGAUUCCGAAGCGUCAGAGGAAGGGAGUGCGUCGUUACCAUUUUCUCCAUCAACACCUAUGCGAGUUAUGGUGCUCUGUGGCGCGGCAUCUCGCGAGGCGUUUGCGGGAGUGGUGGGGGAGGCACGCUCGUCGAAAGUGGCGAUAACCUUACUCACACCCGAGGCACUACAGCAGGCGUAG